AUGCGUACCACACAGAGGCAAUGGCAAAAACUUACCACCUGGGUUCCACCACCGACCGUCCGACGUUUGAAUCUGUCCCGAUUCGGAUACGACGAGUCGGCUUGUCUUGUUGGUCGAAAAUUCAGCCCCUCCAGUUCAGACUACACUUCCCGCAUGAGCUCAGUUGAGGCAGCUGUGUACAAAGAGAAACUUUCAGUUUCGGCGGCCACUUGCUUUGUGCCUCGUAGUUAUCAUGAACCAGUUUUGAACUGCACCCACGUUCCCCGAGACGUCACUCAGCUCGUAUCCCAUAGGAUAUUUACCGAACUAUUGAGGCAGCCACCCAACUUGGACUGGCUUCAUUCUUACCGACUCGUCGUAUCCGAAUCGGGACAGAUUCAAACGUCGGACGGUCGGUGGUGGAACCCAGGUGAUGCUGCUACGGCCGAGAAGACCAUCCCAACCAAGACUGGCCAAAGACUCGGGACGCUUGCCGGUCCGGCAUCAGGCCGGGAUCUGAUUGGUUGA
Molecule: messenger RNA, 507 nt
Organism: Opisthorchis viverrini
Lineage: Eukaryota; Metazoa; Platyhelminthes; Trematoda; Opisthorchiida; Opisthorchiidae
Exons: 3
Coding region: 1-507 (168 amino acids)
Source: RefSeq, a predicted model, not a curated record